Durusdinium trenchii is the source of this 1944-nucleotide messenger RNA. Lineage: Eukaryota; Dinophyceae; Suessiales; Symbiodiniaceae. The record is from the annotation of a GenBank genome assembly.
AUGACUUCUUGCCGUGUUUGCCUUUUGCUGAGAUUGGACAGCAUGGCUUGGAGGAUCUAUUUCGAGUGUACAAGGACCACUUGGCCUCAAGUUCUGCAAGUUCAAGCUUUUGGCUUACAAAAAAACUGUGGGGAGGUUGACUUCAAGCAGUUCUCGAAGUUUUUGAAGAAGUAUGGGGAGCUGGAAGACGGGCAUUUACAGUCGGCUUGUGAUGAGCAAGAAUUCACACUUGGAAAGCAACGGCUGGUGGGUCUGGAAGAAGCACCUGCGCCAAAGGAAUACGCACCAGACUUACCAAUUGAGCCGCCACCCACUUCUGAGAUGGCAAGAGAGCAAUGGUAUGAGGUCAAAUUUGCCAUGGAUGUGAAUGACUAUGAAGGGACACAGAAACAACGGAAAUUAUUUCAGUCCUACUUAGAGGGGUUGCAUUGGGUCAUGCGCUACUACUUUCGUGGCCCAGAUCAUGCUUCUUGGAGUUGGUACUACCCUUUCUAUCACGCUCCAAUGGCUUUUGACCUGGCAAACUAUGACAAUCUGUCGAACCCUGAGAUUUCCUUGCAGGUAGGAAUGCCCUUCAAGCCUUUCCAACAACUCAUGGCUGUGUUGCCUUCUAGUUCCAAGACUCUGCUGCCUAGCUGUUACCAGUGGCUCUUUGACUCACACUCCCCCGUGGCUAACUUCUAUCCCGAGAAGUUUGUGGUGGACAUGGACGGUGUCAAAGUUCCAUGGGGUGGCAUGACAUUGAUUCCUUUCAUCGAUCCAGAGAGGUUAUUGUUGGCCAUGGAGCAGGCCUUCAAUCAAGGCCCUCCGCUGAGCAGCGAAGAGAAGAAACGCGACGAGUUCCGCAUGGCCAAGUCCUUCCAGUAUGACAUGAAAGCUGGAGUUUUUGUGAAGAGCACAGUGCCUCGCAAGUAUGGUGACAUUCAGAGAUGCCCUGUGAGGAUUAAUGAAUUUCAGCAUCUUGCCCUUCCCGGCGAACACUUCCCCAACUACCUGCUGUCUGGCGUACGGACUAAGGAGAUGGGCUUCCCCACGUUGCAUGAGAUUCCGUUCACGACCUCCUUCCAGGUCGGCGUGAAGGUGUUCCAAUUCGAGGCCAAAGGACUUUCCAUGUACUUGCACUUGCGGCCCACGUCCCCUUUCGAGCCCACUGAGGAGGCCAUCAGAGCGAGAAUGCGAUCCCUUGCGAUCAUUGACUACCCCUGCAUGCACAGAGGGAAAAUCAUUGCUCUGCAUACACCUUAUGCAAAGUAUUUGCAUGACGGUGCUCAAGUGGAGAACAAUCCUUUUGAGCAUGAGAAGAGGGUCUGGAACCUUCUGCAGGAGUACAGGAAGCGUGGACUCACUGUAGAGUUUGACAGCAGUGCGAUAGCUGUCGAUGAAACGUCUGCGGGUCGAAUGUGGCGAGGCAAAGCAGGCGAUCUUUCCGAGAACGAGUUGUGCCAGCAGCCUCUGGUUGAGGUGAAGAUGGUGCAGUCUGCCUGUGCCUGGUUGGCGUUGCAAGUGGAAUGGAAAUACUUGGAGGCUGUCUGUGUGGACUUGCCAGGUCUCUUUACGUUGACAGCCAUGGCCGCGCUCAUGCCACCUACCAGGCCCAGAGAAGACCGCAACUUGCAUGAGGAUGAGCCGGGUGAGCCAGUCUGCAUGUGGCGACGAAGAAAGCAUGGCUAUUUAGCCAAGGUUGGACCCUGUUUUGAGGCCUUUCAACGUGGAUACAAUGUGGCGCCCCUUGACGAGAAUCUGGACGGCGAUGAAGAGUUCGCCCCAGAGAUGACAGUUCGCAAGAUCUACCAGAAACUUCCCAAUGGCGCCAGAUCGAAGCGUUUUGGAGCUGGGACACUGGAAGCCUCCUCGACCCAGCAGAAGAAGUUUCAAGAGAACUGCAAGUUCCUCAUGGCUGAUGUCGUGCUGCUAGAUGUGAAAACCUCCGCCGGCCGUCGCUAA